Molecule: messenger RNA, 9799 nt
Organism: Echinops telfairi (small Madagascar hedgehog)
Lineage: Eukaryota; Metazoa; Chordata; Mammalia; Afrosoricida; Tenrecidae
Gene: NUP98
Product: nucleoporin 98 and 96 precursor
Exons: 33
Coding region: 191-5644 (1817 amino acids)
Biological process (GO): RNA export from nucleus; protein import into nucleus; post-transcriptional tethering of RNA polymerase II gene DNA at nuclear periphery
Cellular component (GO): nuclear pore cytoplasmic filaments; nuclear pore
Molecular function (GO): structural constituent of nuclear pore
Source: RefSeq, a predicted model, not a curated record
ACGCUGAGGGGGCGCCGGUGUAGUUGCUGUCCUCAUUCAUUCGCCUGGCGGUGGGCCGGCCCUCUGCGGAGGCAGCGCCUGAAGACCCUCCCUACCGAUCGUCUCCCGCAUCUCCUUGGCGGUGCUACGGGGAUGGGCUUUAUUUGCCGCGCGAGAAAAAGGCAUUCUGAAGCAAAGACUCAUUUUGAGGAUGUUUAAUAAAUCAUUUGGAACACCCUUUGGGGGUGGUACAGGAGGCUUUGGCACAACUUCAACAUUUGGGCAGAAUACUGGAUUUGGCACUACUACUGGAGGGGCAUUUGGAACAUCUGCAUUUGGCUCUAGCAACAAUACUGGCAGCUUGUUUGGAAAUACACAGACCAAACCAGGAGGAUUAUUUGGUACCAACUCAUUUAGCCAGCCAGCCACUUCUACAAGUGCUGGCUUUGGGUUCGGCACAUCAACAGGAACAUCAAAUAGCUUGUUUGGAACUGCCAGCACAGGAACCAGUCUAUUCUCAUCCCCGAACAAUGCCUUUACGCAAAACAAAUCAACCGGCUUCGGGAAUUUUGGAACAAGUACUAGCAGUGGAGGGCUCUUUGGAACUACAAAUACCACCUCGAACCCUUUUGGUAGCACAUCUGGUUCCCUUUUUGGGCCAAGUAGUUUUACAGCUGCACCUACUGGGACUACCAUUAAAUUCAAUCCUCCAACGGGUACAGAUACUAUGGUCAAAGCUGGAGUUAGUACUAAUAUCAGCACCAAGCACCAGUGUAUUACUGCUAUGAAAGAAUAUGAAUGCAAGUCACUAGAGGAACUUCGUUUAGAGGAUUAUCAGGCUAACCGGAAAGGUCCUCAGAACCAGGUGGGAGCAGGUACCACAACUGGCUUGUUUGGGUCUUCACCAGCCACUUCCAGUGCUACAGGACUCUUCAGCUCCUCUACUACUAAUUCAGGCUUUGCAUAUGGUCAGAACAAAACUGGCUUUGGAACUAGUACAACUGGAUUUGGAACAAACCCAGGCGGUCUCUUUGGCCAACCGAAUCAGCAGACCAGCAGCCUCUUCAGCAAACCAUUUGGUCAGGCCACAACCACUCAGAACACUGGCUUUUCAUUUGGUAAUACCAGCACUCUAGGACAGCCAAGCACCAACACCAUGGGAUUGUUUGGAGUAACCCAAGCCUCACAACCCGGAGGUCUUUUUGGGACCGCUGCAAACACCAGCUCUGGGACUGGAUUUGGCACGGGAACAGGUCUCUUUGGGCAGACCACGACUGGAUUUGGUGCUGUUGGUUCGACCCUGUUUGGCGGUAACAAGCUUACUACAUUUGGAACCAGCACAACCAGUGCUCCUUCAUUUGGUACAACCAGUGGCGGGCUCUUUGGUAACAAACCAACCCUGACUUUAGGAACCAAUACAAACACUUCCAAUUUUGGUUUUGGCACAAAUAACAGUGGAAAUAGCAUUUUUGGAAAUAAGCCAGCAACUGGGACUCUGGGAACUGGACUUGGAGCAGGAUUUGGAACAGCUCUUGGUGCUGGACAGGCAUCUUUGUUUGGGAACAACCAGCCUAAGAUCGGAGGGCCUUUGGGUACAGGAGCCUUUGGGGGCCCUGGAUUUAAUACCACGACAGCUACUUUGGGCUUUGGAGCCCCUCAGGUCCCAGUAGCGUUGACAGACCCAAAUGCUUCUGCUGCCCAGCAAGCUGUCCUUCAACAACACAUCAAUAGUCUCACAUACUCACCGUUUGGAGACUCCCCUCUCUUCCGGAAUCCCAUGUCAGACCCUAAGAAGAAAGAAGAGAGAUUGAAACCAACAAAUCCAGCAGCGCAGAAAGCUCUCACUACACCCACUCAUUAUAAGCUCACACCCCGCCCUGCCACCAGAGUCCGGCCAAAAGCUUUACAGACAACGGGCACAGCCAAGUCACAACUCUUUGAUGGGUUGGAUGAUGAUGAACCAUCCCUAGCCAAUGGAGCCUUUAUGCCCAAGAAGAGCAUUAAGAAGUUGGUUUUGAAGAACCUUAACAAUAGUAACCUAUUUUCUCCUGUUAAUCGUGAUGCUGAAGAUCUAGCUUCACCCUCUGCUUAUCCAGAAAAUGGAGAGAGAUUCAGUUUUCUGAGCAAAACUGUUGAGGAGAACCAUCAGCAGGAUGGAGAUGAGGAUUCUCUUGUGUCACGUUUUUAUACUAACCCCAUUGCCAAACCCAUCCCUCAAACCCCAGAAAGUGCUGUAAAUAAGCACAACAGCAGUAGCAGUGUGGACGAUACCAUUGUUGCAUUAAAUAUGCGGGUCGCUUUGAGAAACGGGCUAGAAGGAAGCAGUGAAGAGACCUCUUUCCAUGAGGAGUCUUUGCAAGAUGAUCGAGAAGAAGUAGAAAAUAAUGCUUAUCAUAUGCACCCGGCAGGUAUUGUUCUCACCAAAGUUGGUUACUAUACCAUUCCUUCUAUGGAAGAUCUUGCUAAAAUUACCAAUGAGAAAGGGGAAUGCGUUGUGUCUGACUUCACUAUUGGACGUAAAGGUUAUGGUUCAAUAUAUUUUGAAGGAGAUGUGAAUUUGACAAAUCUAAAUCUGGAUGAUAUUGUGCAUAUCCGAAGGAAAGAAGUGAUUGUCUACUUAGAUGAUAACCAAAAACCACCUGUGGGUGAAGGACUCAAUAGGAAAGCUGAGGUUACAUUAGAUGGAGUUUGGCCAACAGAUAAAACAUCCCGUUGUUUGAUCAAGAGUCCAGAUCGACUUGCUGAUAUCAAUUAUGAAGGGAGGCUGGAAGCCGUUUCAAGAAAACAGGGAGCUCGGUUCAAAGAAUAUCGACCUGAAACUGGUUCUUGGGUGUUUAAGGUCUCUCAUUUUUCUAAAUAUGGUCUUCAGGAUUCUGAUGAAGAGGAUGAGGAGAAGCCAUCUAAAACUAGUACAAAGAAGUUGAAGACUGCCCCAGUGCCUCCUGCAGGCCAAACUAGCCCAUUCCAGAUGGCUCUUAAUGGCAAACCAGCACCCCCACCCCAGAGCCACAGCCCAGAGGUGGAGCAGUUAGGGAGGGUUGUGGAGCUGGACAGUGACAUGAUAGAUAUCACCCAGGAGCCGGUUUCGGAUUCCAUGUUAGAAGAGAGCAUACCUGAGGAUCAGGAACCUGUGUCAGCCUCAACACACAUUGCGUCAUCAAUGGGAAUUAAUCCACAUGUUUUACAGAUCAUGAAAGCAUCAUUGCUUGCUGAUGAUGAAGAUGUCGAUACGGUCCUAGAUCAGCGCUUCAGCCGCCUUCCAUCUAAAGCAGAUGCUUCUCAAGAAAUCUGUUCUCCCAGGCUCCCUAUUUCAGCAUCCCAUUCAUCGAAGUCCCGUUCAUUAGUUAGUGGGUUGCUACAAUCAAAAUUUAUAAGUGGAGCUUUUCAUUCAACAAGUGCCUCUGUGCAAGAAUGCCGUACUCCCAGAACUUCAGCUGUAAUGAAUAUCCCAUCCACACCUCCUUGGUCUGUUCCCCCACCUCUGACCUCUGUGUUUACGGUACCUAGCCCAGCCCCUGAGGUUCUUUUGAAAACAGUUGGUACCCGCAGGCAGCUAGGCCUGGUACCUCUUGAAAAGUCGGUCACAUAUGGCAAAGGGAAACUCUUGAUGGACAUGGCCCUAUUUAUGGGACGCUCAUUUCGUGUGGGCUGGGGCCCCAACUGGACUCUUGCUAACUGCGGAAAACAGCUAAGUGGUUCUCAUGAACUGGAAAAUCAUCAGAAUGCUGAUUCUGUGGAAUAUGGAUUCCUCCCCAAUCCAGUAAUUGUUAAAUCCCUGACUGAAUCUCCAUUCAAAGUUCAUUUGGAAAAGCUCAGUUUGCAACAAAGGAAGCUGGAUGAGGACCUGCAAUUAUACCAGAUACCCUUAGAGCUCAAAUUAAAACAUAGCACUGUCCAUGUGGAUGAGCUGUGUCCUCUCAUUGUCCCCAACCCGGGAGUUGCUGUCAUUCAUGACUAUGCAGAUUGGGCUAAGGAAGCAUUAGGAGACUUAUUAGAAACACAGAUUGUGAAGCACUGGAGCCUGACCUGGACGUUAUGUGAAGCCCUAUGGGGUCACCUGAAGGAGCUGGAGAGCCAGCUUGACGAACCUAGUGAAUACAUUCAGAUUCUUGAGCGUCGGAGAGCUUUCUCCCGUUGGCUAUCCCACACUGCUACACCUCAGAUUGAGGAGGAAGUCUCUCUAACCCGAAAAGACAAUCCCGUGGAGGCUGUCUUUAGCUACCUCACCGGCAAGAGGAUCAGUGAGGCUUGUUGUCUGGCCCAGCAGUCAGGUGAUCAUCGUCUUGCCCUUCUUUUAUCCCAGCUCGUAGGCAGUCAGUCAGUCAGGGAGCUGCUCACCAUGCAGCUGGCAGAUUGGCAUCAGCUCCAAGCUGACUGCUUCAUCCAGGACGAGAGACUGCGCAUCUUCGCCUUGUUGGCUGGGAAACCGGUGUGGCAGCUCUCAGAGCAAAAGCAAAUUAACGUGUGCUCCCAGCUGGAUUGGAAACGCUCCCUGGCUAUCCAUCUUUGGUAUCUGCUUCCACCCACAGCUUCCAUUUCCAGAGCCCUCAGCAUGUAUGAAGAAGCAUUUCAGAGCACCUCUGAGGGUGACCGAUAUGCCUGCUCCCCACUUCCUUCCUACCUUGAGGGCUCUGGCUGUAUAGUAGAAGAGGAACAAGAUUCACAGAGACCACUUCGAGAUGUUUGCUUUCACCUUCUAAAACUCUACAGUGACAGACACUAUGACCUCAACCAGCUGCUAGAACCUAGAAGUAUAACAGCAGACCCCUUGGACUACCGCCUAAGCUGGCACUUGUGGGAGGUGCUUCGGGCUCUUAACUACACUCAUCUCUCAGAGCAGUGUGAGGGUGUUCUACAAACGAGCUAUGCUGGCCAACUGGAGAGUGAGGGCCUCUGGGAGUGGGCCAUUUUUGUCCUGCUGCACAUUGCCAACUCAAGUGUUCGAGAGAAGACUGUCCGAGAACUGCUUACCCGGCACUGCCAGCUCUCAGAGACUCCUGAAUCUUGGGCUAAGGAAACGUUCCUAACCCAGAAGCUUUGUGUGCCUGCUGAGUGGAUUCAUGAAGCCAAAGCAGUUCGAGCACGCAUGGAAUCCGACAAGCACUCGGAGGCCCUCUAUUUAUUUAAAGCCGGGCACUGGAACUGCUGCCACAAACUUAUCAUCCGACACUUAGCUUCUGAUGCCAUCAUUAAUGAAAACUAUGACUACCUGAAGGGGUUCUUGGAGGACCUGGCCCCUCCAGAGCGCAGCAGCUUAAUUCAGGACUGGGACACAUCUGGACUUGUCUACCUGGACUACAUUCGGGUCAUUGAAAUGCUCCACCAUAUCCAGCAGGUGGAUUGCUCAAGUUAUGAGCUGGAGCAGCUACAUACCAAAGUGACCUCAUUGUGCAACCGGAUAGAGCAGAUCCAGUGUUACAACGCCAAGGACCGCCUGGCUCAAUCAGACAUGGCCAAACGUAUAGCAAACCUACUGCGGGUGGUACUGAGCCUCCAGCAUUCCCCUGAUACAACCUCUGACUCAACAGCAGACCCACAGCGAGUCCCUUUGCGUCUGCUGGCUCCCCACAUCGGCAGACUGCCCAUGCCUGAAGACUAUGCCUUGGAAGAGCUACGCAGCCUCACACAGUCCUACCUGCGAGAACUGACGGUUGGAAGCCAAUGAGUCGUAGGCUCUUGCCACCACAUUCACAUGCUCUUUCACACUCACCACACGGCAGUCCUUGUAUUCUCUGUGUUGGGCUCUGGAAUCCACCCUCCCUGCCUGCUGCCCAACCAGCGUCCUCUACUUGCACAGGAAUUUUCUUAAUAAUGAAUAUAGUGUAAGGGCUCUGGAACCCAAGAAAGGAGCCAAGUGUCCUUUUACCUUCCUCAAGGCCAUUCAGUUCCUCCCACCCUUUUUAAAGAUGGUGAAUAAAGUUCCCCCAAAGAACAACAGAAUCCUUUUUCACAUCCAGCCAUUCUGGGUCUUGUGACCCUCCAUGCCACCCUGUUGUCCUUUUGUGCUUGGACUCUUUAGAAGGAGUUGACAGGUCAUGGGACAAUUGUGUUGGUCUGGGUAUGUCCUUACCAGAUAGCUGCCACGGUAGGAGGAGGAAAUUGUCUUUAAGUUGUUGUAAUCAUUGGGUUUGGGGCAUCAAAAGUUGAGUUAGGAAGCCGGUCAGAGUGUUCUGAUAUAAGUGAGUACGUGCCGUGGAAGGAUCAAUCUUCAUGCUUGUUUUGUUCCUGCCCCAGAAUGUUCCAUGUGCACCAUACCAUCCUUAGGUGCAACAGCCCUGGAUCACAUGCCCCAUGUCUUUGGGACCUUAAAACCCCCAGAAUUUGGUUUGGCCCCUAGUUCUUGGUCACCUUGCUAGACCUUCUGUCUGGAUUUGAUUGAAGAUAAAAAGUGGAAGGUUGGAUAGCCCUCCUUAGGACUUCCAUUCUAGCCCCAAAGCAUCUCCUACCCUCCAUUUGCCCUCCUCGAAGGUAAAACCAUCACUGAUGCGGGCAAGGAGCUGGGCGCUAGGGGCAAGCAGAGAGCCUGUGCUUCACUGUCACCAGCUCUGGGGAGCCCCUAGGUAGUGUCCGGAGAUAGCUGGGGCCUAGGCUGUCACAGACAACAUGGUCACCUGGGAUCUUUAUGCAUGAAGAUUAUGUAAAGAUUUUUAUUAAAACAUAUAUAUAUAAAUAUAUAUAAAUAAAUAAUCUAGAUUAUUUUCUUUUUCUGAAGCUACUUUCUUAAAAAAAUAAUAAAUGUUUAUAGCAUUCUUAUAAUUGGGUUUCCCAUUGUAUUUUUGAGCUUUCCUGCCCUGAGGAUCUUUCUGGUGGCCUUGUUUAGCCCAUUGUUGUAGAGUGUACAACCCGAGACAGGCCAUGAGGUGAAGAGAGAACAAUUUGAUGCUAAACUGAGAGACACCAUACCAAGAGCUAUCUAAAUGGAGAUUUAUAGGGAAGGGGGCUGAGAUUACUGAAUAAUCCUGCCUGCUGUACAUAUUGUAUGUAAAUAGCGAUUCCCAGCUGGGGGAUAAGGUAGACGUCUGAAAUUGCACAGUGAAAUAUACUUAGCAUUCAAAGUCUCCUUGCUAUUCUCACUACUAAUGCUUUUGUUUAUUUUUAAACCCUGGGUCACACACUUCACUUUUUGGUUUUCUCCUGUGUGUAAGGGGCAGAAGGAACCCUGAUGUUGCCAAUUGACAAGGAUGUUGUAGAAAGAGACUAAUGGUAAGCUGUUAACAUACUAUUCAUACCUUAUUUUGAUAAACUGAAAAUAUGAGCAAAUUCCAGUUAGUAUCAGGUCAAAGCCUUCUUGGGGACUCCAAGGAAUUGAUGUGAAAGGAGACUCAAGUAUGCCUUUUGAAUAGGGCGUCCCUUUAAAUUGAGAACAAGGGCUAUUCAACUGGGAUUCCUCACCUUCCCACUGCAAUUAAUGAUUCACUGUGUCUGUCCUAAAGCACUGCCAGGGUUUCACAAUGAAUUUCUGAUUUGUUUUCUUCACCCAAUUAAGUGGUUUGAGAAAAAUUAUUCUAGAAGUUGUUAGUCUUUAAAAGUGUUAGUAAUUGUGAAUAUGAACAUUACAUCAUGCCCUCUUUGGGCAAUUACUAUUUUCUUUAGACUCAAAAAAGGGAGCUUUAAAUAAAGUCUGUUUAUCGUAGAAAUCAUGUACUGUAGCCAAAUUAGAAAUGACAAAAGAUGAAGAAAAUCUCUUCUACCUCCCAAGAUCUUAUUGAAAAAAGAAUUUCUCAAAAAUCCAAAAUCAAGGAACCUAUUUUCUAAAAACAACUGGAACCCACAACCUCAUGCGGGUGAUAGGAACACCAAAAUAAAGUAUUUCCUCAGCAAGCUCUGAAAUAAUGCCAAGAUCGGGUGGGUUGGUUGGUUGGUUGGGUUGUGUUUUUUUUGUGUUUUUUUGGGGGGGGGCAGGUGUUAAAGGUUAAAUUAGCUGAACCAAGGCCUGCAGAGUAAUUACUAAUAUGGUUUUUUUCACUUUGACUCAGCUUUGUUCUUUCUAAAAGGUUGUUCUAGAUUUUCAAGUUUAAUGAAUGACUCUUCAAUUUCUUCUCUAUCUAGGGUCUGUCUAAUCCCUAAUUAUAUACAGUUGUGCUUGCUUUAUCUUUUCCUGAUUUGGGUUUCAAUGAGUAUUGUUUGAGAACCAGCUUUUAGACUUGCUGAUAAUUUUUACUGGAGCUCUGUAUUAUAAGAUGUUAAUUUCAGCUUUAAACAUUCAUUUCUGAUGCUUCCCUCAGGGUUUUUAAAAGUCUUUUAUUGUAGAAAUUUUCAUCUACACAAAGUAAAAUAAUGUAAUGAUCCCAUGUUCAACUUAUGUCUUACUUUCCAAUCAAUUUCACCUUUACUACCCUCAUUCCUUCCCCACUGCACAGUGGUAUAUUCUAAAUGUUUUUAAUCCAUCGAAACCUAAACGUUUUUAACAGAUAAGUAUAUUUUUAUACACGACAGUAUUGCUGUCACACCUAACAAAAUUAUAAUCAUUCCUAGAUAUCAGCUAAGAAUCCACGUCCAAAUUUCCCUAAGUUGUCUCAAAAAUAAAUGUUUACAGUUUGAAUUUAUUGAAUUAAUUGAUCUACGCUGAUCCACAUAAUUGCAUUUGAUAAGUCCCUUAGUCUAUUAUUAACAGCCCCGUCAUGUUUUUAGUACCAUUUAUUUAUACUGAAGUAGCUGGUCAUUUGUCCUUUGGGUUAAAGGUCCAGGGACUUCUCGUAAGUAAUGAUGUGUACUUUAGAAGACACAGUGUCUGGCUAUCCUACUUAUGUGAUUGAUUGUAAGAUUGUUGGUUCAGGUGUUACCAGCUUGGUUCAGCCUUUACUAAGCUUCCCAUCAAUUUUUCACCUACUGAUUAUCAUUGCCAAGAUUAUUAUUUCAUUAUUGUAUAUCCAUUAUCUUUUUUAGAUGUGGUGCUCUCAUUUUCAAAAUAAAGACUUAAAACAGUAAACUAAGUUCUUGAUUUUUACUUUUAUUUUUACUAUAAUGACUCCUUUUAAAAGGUACCCAGCUAAUUUUUUCACUUUCUUCAUAUUUUCCCCAACACGUGAUAGGAAGUGUUUUGACUUUUUUCCCCCAACCACGUUACCCUAAAAAAACAAAUGAUAGUACAGAAAGAUUUUUGAUUGUGCAUGUUUAGAUGAACCCAAGUGGACAUGAAAAGGCAUUUUGUAUAACUUGGCCUAUUUCCACAUAUUUUCAAGUAUUAUUGAAAUUCACCUUUGUUUUGUGCUUCUAUUUCAAAUAUUUUUAAGAGCCAUUUGCAUGCAAAAUAGCCUUAAUAAAAACUUCAAAAUCAUAAAGACUAUACAUACUGGUCUGGUAGUCUAGAUUGGUGGAAGAGGAUGGCCCUUAGACCCCUUCAGUCCUGAACCUAUUGCCCUCCUGGAGAUCACCUUUUAGAUAAAGAAUAGUCCUCAGAACAGUCAACCGUACAGGAUCAAAAGGGCAGCAAAGAUGGGUGACUGGGACCCAGGGAAGGGGUGAGAAGAAUUUCUGAUACACUUUGGGGAGUGCAACUAAUGCCACAAAACAAUGUGCAUAAAUAGUUGAAUGGGAAACCAAUUUGUUCCAUAAACUUUUGCCCAAACCACAAUAAAAUAAAAGCCUUGCCCCAAAUGAAUUAAUAAUUGCUGAAGAAAGUAAUGCAGAAAGAAGUAUCUAUCUUUCAUGCCCAGCUUUCCACUUGGAGGCUAAGGCAAAAAAGAGGAAGGCUCCAGUUCAUAUAUGGAUGGGUUUAUUCCAAAUAAAACAUGUUUAAACAAAUCUCUGCAGUAACACCUGUCUUAGUCUUGUCAAAGGAUCCCUGUAGGUUAUAUUAGACCAGUGGUUCUCAACAUGU